CCGAAUUUGUUGUCAUACUGCAAAAAGAAAACAAGGAAUAAAUCAUGGAAAGUGCCAUCACUUGUACUGCUAAUCGAGUAUACAUUAUGUCUGGGAUUUUUAUAUGCCUUUUCGGUAUUAUUUUUAACGUGUUUCUGCAUCAAUUCCUUGUUCAACACCAUGUAUCUAAGACGAUUGCACUGAAACAAGGUUCGUUUAUGAGAAAAUUUUGGAAGAAAUUGCCAUUCCCGUAUGAAUUUCACGCUUACCUUUUCAAUAUAUCCAAUCCAAACGAGAUUCUCCUGGGUGAGAAGCCUGUUUUAAAAGAAAUUGGGCCUUUUGUUUACGACGUUUGGCAAGAAAAGAUAAACGUGGAGGAUCACAAAGAAGAUGAUACACUGAGUUACACGCUGAAAAAGACUUUUUACUUCAAUGCUGCCAAGAGCAAUGGUCUUUCUGACGAGGAUGAAUUCACGCUAGUUCACUAUAUGUACCUAGGUAUGGCCAAUGGAGUUCUAAGAAGUCAGCCUACUGUACUACCUCUUGUUUCAAAAUCCAUCGACAGUUUAUACAACAAACCAAAAAGUUUGUUCGUAACGGUGAUGGCUAGGAAAUACCUGUUUGACGGCUACGAGAUCGAUUGCGUGGGAAUCGAAGAAUUUUUCGCAAAAGUCGUGUGCAACAACAUUAAGGAACAUUGGUUUGAUUAUCGCAUUAAAGAGAUCAAACAAGAUUUCUACACUACGUCUGCUUGGGGCACCUUCAACCACACCGUUGCUUGGACCGGUCGAACUCGAAUCAAUCGAGGAAUAAGAAAGAUCGCUGAAAUCGGCAAAAUCAUCGAAUACAAUAACUCGACCAACUUUGCUAAAUGGAACGACGAGAAGUGCGAUGAGUUUUUGGGCACCGAUGGAACGAUGUUUCAUCCGUUCAUCGGUCGACAGGAGCAUUUAUACAAAGUUGACAAUGUUCUAAGCCGAAGUUUCGACUAUCAGUACGACUCCGACGUUGAACAUAACAAAUUGCGACUGUUUCGCUACACGGCAACUGUGGGUGCCGACUUGGACACAAAUCCAGCUGAUAAAUGCUAUUGUUUAACUCCAGAUCGUUGUCUCAAAGACGGUGUGUUUGAACUCUGGAAAUGCAUGAACUGGGCUCUGGUCGCUUCGAACCCUCAUUUUUAUUUGGCUGAUCCAUAUUACAACGACACGGUCGUUGGCCUCGACCCUAACAAGGACAAACAUAUUUCGACAAUUGACGUCCAUCCAUUGACCGGAAUUGUCAUUCGUGCGAACUUCCGCGUGCAAUUCAACGCCCCACUGACGAGGCAACCAAAGUAUAGACUGCUGAAAAAUGUUUCCGAGGCGCUAUUGCCGAUUGGGUGGACCGAAGAAAAGUACGUUACACCGGAUCCGUUUGUCGAUGUUAUCAAACGCCUUCACGUUUUUGCAGAAUUGGAAAAAUUCAUCGGCUAUGCUAUGAUAGCGAUUGGAUUACUACUAUUUAUCAUCGGGAUCGUGUUUGAUUAUAUGGAACACAGAAAAUCAAACCCAUUCUUGUAAUUCGUAUCAAAUUGAACUUUUA
Phymastichus coffea is the source of this 1563-nucleotide messenger RNA. RefSeq names its product sensory neuron membrane protein 1-like. Gene Ontology annotation, cellular component: membrane; cytoplasm. Gene Ontology annotation, molecular function: scavenger receptor activity. The transcript is spliced from 8 exons. NCBI's taxonomy places the organism in Eukaryota, Metazoa, Arthropoda, Insecta, Hymenoptera, Eulophidae. The record is from RefSeq and is a predicted model, not a curated record. Bases 45 to 1541 code for a protein of 498 amino acids.